UGGCUGUAUCACCGCUGGCCCCUUGCUAUCAUUGUGCAGAAAAAGCCACAAGUCCGGAAUGUCGUGCAAGGAUCUGGCGUCGCGCGCUUUUCUGGCCGAAUUCCCCGGAUAGCUGACAUAAUUCGCCGCCACCGUGGUGAUGGCCGCGUCCUGAAAAUCCCUCCGACGGACGAAACAAACACCAUAGGGGGCCAGCGAGGAUGGGAAAAAGAAAAAGAUAGCCCCAUGGGACAAGAUCAGGUGGGAAAAUGGCAUCUGUGACGGCCAAGCCGGGUGUACAGGUUUGUCCAUACCCGCCAUACGAAUACACUUCGGACCAGGCUGGCCAUCCCAGUCCUCGACCAAAAGCACCAUGACCAAAAUCCCCUUCGGCUGCCUUGUCUCGUCAUGCGAACCACCGUGUGAAAAGGAUUUUCCUGCCCAACAUGCCAUCACGCUCUUGAGCAGUUAACAUUGCACCAUGACCUCCCAGCCGUGCAUUGGGCCCGAAGGAUCUCACCCCUUGCUUUGGACCCCGAAGGCUCCAAUCAACAGUAUCCAUUUUCCCUUGCGGCCUGUGAGCUGCCCACCAUCCAUCUCAUUGUUUCUGUGAACCUAGUGCAAAAUCACACCGUCCGCUACGGAUCACCUGGUUCAGGUCACAGCCUUGGACCCGGACGAGGAAUAUACUUGUGGCAAACGAUCUCGUCUACAGCGGACUACUAUGUUGCUGACCGGUAUUCGAGCUGCUUCUUUGUGAGCAUUGUGGGUGACCAGGGAUAUAACCUGACCAUCCCUCACAAUGUCCCAGACCAGCAGUUGUAUAUGAAUCCAGGCAUCCAUCAAAGUCUGCUCUUGAUAAAGACCCUCACCGUCGAUCACAUCAUUCAAUCAGCAUCAUUGACGAUCUGAACCUUGACAUCUCCCUUCACAUUCAACCCAAACCUAUCAAACUACCUACGGAUACGAGUCCAUCCCUUGGCCUUGGUCUGUCUCUGUGGUGGUCGACCUCUUCACCUCAAGUCCCCAACCUAAUCUUCCCACCGGCCCUUGAAUGUCUGAUAGGCGCCGCAGAAGCCACGACGAGUACACACGUGAACCAAUAUUCAUUGAAAGAAGCCCUCAGGUGCGUACUUACCGCAUCGUGCGAACGACCUCACCGGAGAGAGAGCGGCUGACAUUGGGAUCCAAGCUCUACAACCUCUUCCGGACUCGCAAGAAGAAAGUCCAUAUCAUUGAAGAAGUCCCCGUUCGAAGUCGACGGCCGGAGCGCCGUAGCUGGAGUCCGCCUCCCCGGCCACCUCCAUCGCCUCCUCGAGGCCCAUACCACACCAUGUCGUCCAAUCUAGAGGAAAACAUUUACACCCCUCUCCCUCCCAAGCUACCACCAAAGACCAAGCACCACCACGAGGAUGAACCAAUUGAGUACGUUGUGGAGAAUCGGUCUCCACGCCACCCUAAGGUCAAGGUCAUCCAUGAGCCUGUCGACGACGAGGACGCUCACCCAAAGGUGGAAAGCCCCUCUCCACCACGCAAGCACGACAGCGGCAAGUACUACAUGACCGGAGCACGCAUGGGCGAUGAUCACGACGGCGCACGAUGGGAAUAUGAACGUGUGCGCCCAGAUCCGGAAGUCCAGAAGUUACGCGAAGAUUUAGAGAGAGAAGAGCGCAAGCGACGACAGGCCGAGCACACUGCCGACCGCCUCAAGGCCGACCUUGACUUCGAGAAACGCCAAAGGUCUCUGGAGAAACGUGAGCGAGAGCUUGCCGAGCGUGAAACUCGGCUCAACCAGGAGCGGGAGCAUUUUGUCGAGACCCGACGACCACGAGAACGUCAGGGAGUUGUCGUCCACAACCCGCCAGCAGUGUUGCCAAUCCGCGAGGCCAAUCGGUCGGCUCUGGACCGAGCUCGAGACGACUACGACCACCUCCGCAGCCAGCAAGCUCGAGAGGAGAGACGACCUGGGACGGGAGAUAGACGUUCGCGGCGACAGAGUAUCAUUGUCGUCGACGACGAGCAUGACCGAGACCGAGAUCGACGACAACGACGGCAGUAGGUCUUAAGUGGGAGUGUAUAGUGGUUGGGGGGGACUCACGGGCAGGACAUAUAAAUAUGGGGAACAUUGCUGCAAAGCAGGGAAAGGAGGAACGGCGUUUGUGGAGGUUCUCAGAGGAUACAUAUAUCAUUCGUGGCUGAAGGGACGGUCUCCGCCAGCAACACAUUUGUGCCAUGAAGAGAUUCCAAAUCUUGUCAUUCGUUCGACAGCCCACGGCACAGGGCUAGCGAUUAUUGUAGCUUCGAGGAAGAAUCGUGACUAUGGAUGAAGGAGGCGCAUUUCAUCGAAUAGUGUUAUAUACAUAGACACACGCGUGUGCUUGGCCAUUGUGGUAAGAUGGAGUAUCUGGGUAGUGGUCGAGGCUCUCUUUCUUAGGAAGAUCUCUCCUCCUCAGUAGCCCCUCGGUAUUGCUGAAGAAUGUCGUGCAGUCUCCACCGGGACAGGCAGGUCAGGACACCUGGUGGAGCAGGUCAGUCGACGUCUGGAGAUGCAGCCCAGGAUUGAACCAGUCGGGUGUGCGGGCUGCAACGCAGCAGUCUAGAACCAGGCGCUGAUCACCCAAGAUACCGCUUCUUGCCAUUGGAGCAGCAGGGCAG
Messenger RNA from Cladophialophora immunda, 2634 nucleotides. RefSeq lists its product as uncharacterized. The transcript has a single exon. Bases 1034 to 2038 code for a protein of 334 amino acids. The record is from RefSeq and is a predicted model, not a curated record. Lineage: Eukaryota; Fungi; Ascomycota; Eurotiomycetes; Chaetothyriales; Herpotrichiellaceae.